AUGUCCUCACCAUCCACACCACGCUCGACGCGUUCCGCGUCGCCCGCCGGCACUUCGCCGAACAUUAUGACUCCAGGCCAGAAGAUCAGGGCCAUGCUGGCUGCAUUUGACAGCGAUUUAGAAGAAGACAAUUGCAGAAUCCCCGAAUCGACAAGUGCACUCUCGAAACUCAAUCUUGGGCGUGACACGAUGCCAACUGCCGAGACACGCGAGAAUGGCGCAACCCACGACUCCGAAUAUUCAGAUAGUGCGGAUGAGAUGAUUCGACCAAAAGGCCGAAUGGCCGCAAGAUUGCAGGGUAAUGUCACAUCGGCUGGGUCCAAGGAUGAGGACUCGGCCUUUGCUCGCGUCUCAAAGGCUAUCCGGUCAGAGCGAACACAAGCGGAGAAGCCGCAGCAGAUUGAACCCGAAACCGAACCUACACCGAACUAUGAGUCCAGUGACGAUGAUCUACCCACUGCUGGCCGGAGACAAAAGAACAUCACCUCCAGCUCUCCCAAAUACAACGAUCGAACCAGCCAAACCCCUCCUCCUGCCAGAGCCUACUCUCCCCUAUUCGUAUCCUCUCCCAGCCAGCCAGAUCACGACGCGGACAUACAACAUGAAUCUGUCGAAUAUUCUGAUACGGAGAAGCCCAAAGGGAACCCCCGUUUCAUGGCACUUGUCGCCCAGAAGCGCAAGGAACGCGAGGAGCGGGAGAAGGAGGAGAAGGAAAAGCGAGCUGCCAAGAAAGCUGCCAGAAGAGCUGAGAACGAGCAUUGGUCCGGGGAGAGUGGUUCUGACAUCCCGCACUCUGCCAGCAGGCUAUCUCAGAAGGCGCGACAACCCCGGAAAGCCAGCAAGAAGGCAAUGGAGGAGAUGAGGCAGGAGACUCAGCGCAUGAGCCGUAACAUGCAGCUGGCUCACCAGGCUCAGACAAAGAAGAAGAUCACCAAGCAGAGCUUGUUUGCCCGAUUUGGCUUCAUGCAACCCGAUACCCCUGCCGAGCAGCCGGCAGGAAGCUCAUCCGUGGCGGCCAACUCACAAAACUCAUCUGACGGAGAACUACGGACCAAUACAAAAGAUACCCCGCAUACUUCCCCACUUGCGGGCCAUGCAGAAACUCACAAAGAGACUAUAGAAUCCGAGCAUGUCCAAGGCGAAGCGGCGGAUGUGGACAUGGACGCGGAAAUGGAACCCCUGCCUCUUCCGUCAGACCUCAUGGUGUUCAAGGAUAAGGCCGAGUUGGCUGAAGAACCUGCGGCUCAGGAAGACCCAACCGCUGCGCCAAAGGACAAAGUUGAAGGCACGACGGCAAAGAAGGUUUCCCACCCAUUGACACAACCGCCCAUCCGCGUGCUGCUUUCUAGGAGAGAGGUUGCUGCACACCAGAGAGACUCAGAUGACUCAGAUAGUGAUCUUGAGGUUGUCACAUCCCCUGGAAAAUGCCGUCGAAUCGCAGCAUUCGAGAACCUGAAAACCAGACAGAUGCAGGAAGACCCAUCCAUGACCAAACUAAAGGCAUUGGCCCACCUCACAUCUCCCACCAGAAAAGCAGCAUCCAUGAACUCCGCAGAGCUCUCUGCAGAUUUGUUGCGGCGCGCUCGACAGCAAGCAGCCAAGGAGCGCCGUGAGCGCAUUGAAGAGCUCAGAGCUAAGGGCGUGGUCAUUGAGACCGCUGAGGAGCGUGCGGCGAUGGAAGACGACAUGGAGAAUCUUGUCGACAAAGCACGCAAGGAGGCGGAAGAAAUCCGCCGACUGGAGAAAGCUGCUAGGAAGGACAACGGUGACGAUGACGAUGAGGAUAAUGACUACGAGCUUUCUGGCUCUGAGGAAGAGGUGGAUAAAGAAGCAGCCGAUGAAGACGAUGCAGAUGAUGAAGAUGACGAAAACGACAGCAUCAACGGCGAUGGGGGGUUGGUCGACCAGGAGGCUGACGAAGAAGAUGACAGUGAGACUGCUGCUUCGGACGUGGAGGGAGAGGUUCCUGUCGCGAGACGCAAAAGGCCAACCAGAGUGGUUAGCGAUGGCGAAGAUGAAGAUGAAGAUCAACAACAGCCACCCUCCACGCCCAUGAGGGCCCCAACUCUUGUCCCGCAGUCGGCGGAACGACCCAAAUUCCCUGGCAUGCGGACCUCGGGCGAUAUGUCCUUGGGUCUUACUCAAGCCUUCGCCUCUACUUUGGAUGGAAAUGGCCUUGGAACCCCCGCGUCCACUAUUCCUUUCUCGCUGCCCGACCCUGGUCGGCCAGUACCCCAACUUCAGAAGCAGGAAUCGGAGGUCCUGGUUCCAGACAGUCAGCCUCAGCCCCAAGACAAAGACUUCCGAGAGGGCUAUACACAGAGCACUGUGACCCGAGUAUCAGAGUCGCCCGCACCAUAUGCCUUUUCCGAGUACUCUCACUCUCAGCUCCCCGACCCGACACAGGAUGAAGGCUUUGUCUUUUCACCAUUCGACCCUGCGAAACGGUUCAGAGAUACCCCGCCGGCGUCCACUGUCGACACAGUACUCAUAGGCCAAUCGCAGUCACCUAUCGCUGACCGCAAGCGCAAGAUGCUACGACGAGGACGUGUCUCUGAACUCCCUCUGGUCGAUGAGGGCGAUAGUGAAGGCGACUUUGAGGUCGACGCAAACGCCUUCAACGUCAUGAAGAAGGCCGCCUCGAAAAAGAAUGCAGCACCACGGUAUGACAAGAAAUCCAGCAAAGCCAAAGAUAUCGUCGAUGAAGCUGCCGAGGAAUCCGAGGAUGAAUAUGCAGGCCUUGGAGGUAUCAGCGACGAGAGCGAUGGAGAAGAAAAUGCCAUCGAUCGCCAGAUGAUCAAUGACAACAGCGGCGAGGUGGUCGACGAGAAAGAACUCGCCGCACUCAACGCUAUCCACGAUCGUAAUCGCGACGAAAAAGACGUCGCCAAGCUCAUGAGAGACAUCACAACCGGAGCCCUCCGUCGCCGCAAAAAUGCAGACGACGACUUCGACCUCGACGACUCAGACGACGAGCUCCUAGCCCGUCGCCGCCAGAAACAACGCGAAUUUGCCAAGAUGCGUCGCGCCCUUCUGGCAGACGAGAAAGUCGGCGAGCUAGCCGAGAACCCCAAGAAGGCAGCAUUCUUCCGCGCCGUCGAGGACCGCGAAUUCGACGAUGAUUUCAACAUCGAUUUCCUAGAGGAAUCAGAAGGCACUUCCCAGGCCGAAGCCUCCCAAGACGCCACUGGAACGGAGGACCACAACAGCGCCUCCGAUUUCCACAAGCGCAAACGCCCCCUGGAACCCUCAGCCGAGGACGCAACAAAUCGUCCACCACCUCACCUCCGCCGCACACCGGCCAGCGCAAUGUCCAAGAAACCAGCAACCCUAGCUGAAAUCCGCGAAACGCUCUCCUUCCUCACCGAAACCCACGAAUACGAGUCCUUCCAAGAAGCCGCCUCACUAGACGCAGACGAAGAUCAAGAUCAAGAUCAAGACAACGAAGACUUCGAUCACUCAGCAGAAGCAACAGAAACCGACCAACCACAAGAAACAUUCAUCAAACCCCAAAACCCACGUCGCACCCGCGGCGUCGUGGUCGACCGCCUCGCCCUCCUCCGACAAGCCUCCUCCAACUCAGCAACAACGUCAACCACCUCCGCAAACUCCAAACUCGCUUUCUACAGCGGCAGCGGCGGAGAAGGACCCAUCGGGUUCCGGCCUCCACAGCUUCUGCGCCGCGUUACGUCUGGAUCCUCUUCUUCCGCGAGUUCGAGUUCUAGUCGUGUUUCGAAGGCUGCGGCUUCCGGGCCGAAGAAGGGCGGUGCGGUUAAUUCUUAUACGGCUGCCAGAGAGAGGGAGCGCGAGAAGGAGUUGAGGAUUAAGGAGAGAGGUGGGGGAUCGAAUAUUGCUAAGUUGCUUGGGAAACAUACUGGUGGUGGGCUGACGGCUUUGGAUAAGGGGCAGUGGGAUUAG
This is a messenger RNA of Penicillium bovifimosum, 3918 nucleotides long. RefSeq lists its product as uncharacterized. Lineage: Eukaryota; Fungi; Ascomycota; Eurotiomycetes; Eurotiales; Aspergillaceae. The record is from RefSeq and is a predicted model, not a curated record. The transcript has 2 exons. Gene Ontology annotation, biological process: mitotic G2 DNA damage checkpoint signaling; activation of protein kinase activity; mitotic DNA replication checkpoint signaling. Gene Ontology annotation, molecular function: anaphase-promoting complex binding. Bases 1 to 3918 code for a protein of 1305 amino acids.